AUGCUGGAUGACAGCAUCUUUUCGCAAUAUGUGGGUAACUUCUACCGUCUAACUGUACAAGUGAUAUGGCUCCUGGGUGCCCAGAGCUUAUACUCAAAUGUCUUAUUGCAUUUGGCCGAAGCAGAGCCGUUGCGAAUAGAUGCGUCGGAGGACGGGUCGGGAAUGACAUUUCAUGGCUACCAACGGGUCGAUUCGGACCCUACGAUCAGCGAUAACCCUCGUGCUGAUCUAAUCACUUGUAACGAUGAUUUCGCUUCAACGUACCACGCUGGCUUAGAUCUCGACGAAAGCAGUUUUGAUGAAAUCGAGAGACGAGAGUUGGAAGACCGUCUCGGCGAUAUCCCGGAAACGUUUCAUCGGAGACAACGACGUGAAGCGCUGUUCGGAUCGUCAGUGGCUCGGGGUGGCUAUUCCGAAGCCUACGAAAGCAGUCAGUUGUUGCAUUCCUGUCACGAGAAGAGUGGCCAUGAUGACACCGAUCAAAGCGACGACUCUAAGGAAGAGGAAGAAGAAGAGGAGGAGCGUGGAGGAGUGAAAAAGUAUGCAAAAUUGAUCCUCCCACACGUUGCGCUGGUCCUGCUCACUUGUGCUUACACCGUCCUCGGAGCAUCGAUCUUCUACACAGUCGAACGACCACACGAAAUGGAGACGAAACAACAUCAGCUAAAAAUGAUCUACUCACGACAGGACGAAUUCGUCAACAAUCUGAUUCGGCUGGCUUCAGUGAAUACCACAGGAAGGCUCGAUUGGGAACUCAUUGCUCAACAGCAUCUCCACAACAUGUCGGAUCAGCUAUUUGUUGCCUUCGAGAAAUAUUUUCUUACCAGCAAUGAGGUGAAGAAGAACACGACAGCGGAGAUUUGGUCUUUUUCAACAGCUGUAUUCUUUGCUGUUACAGUUGUGACGACCAUUGGUUACGGUAAUCCAGUACCAAUCACUAAUGUGGGUCGAGUAGUAUGUAUUAUGUUCUCGUUAUUUGGAAUUCCUCUCACGUUGGUCACCAUUGCAGAUUUGGGCAAAUUCCUUUCCGAGCAUUUGGUUUGGAUGUAUGGAAACUAUCUGAAGUUGAAACAUUUUCUGUGCUUGAAAAGGGGAAAUCGAAAAGAGCGGCGAGAACAUGUCUGCGAGCAUUGUCAAAGGCAUGGAAUAGGCCAUGAUAUGCAUGUCAUAGAGGAGCAAAGGAUACCUGCUCUUCUAGUUUUGGCAAUCCUUGUAUUAUACACGGCACUUGGCGGCGUUCUCAUGUCGAAAAUAGAGCCGUGGACAUUUUUCACUUCAUUUUAUUGGUCAUUUAUUACAAUGACUACUGUCGGGUUUGGUGAUUUGAUGCCACGUCGUGACGAGUAUAUGUAUAUCAUUUUAUUAUAUAUUAUUUUAGGGCUUGCCAUUACUACAAUGUGUAUCGACUUGGUUGGAGUUCAGUAUAUUCGUAAAAUUCACUAUUUCGGAAGGAAAAUACAGGAUGCUCGAUCUGCUUUGGCUGUUGUUGGUGGAAAGGUGGUUCUGGUAUCCGAAUUAUACGCGAAUCUAAUGCAAAAAAGAGCACGAAAUCUCUCAAAGGAGGCUUUCAUCAUAGAGAAUCUGUACAUAUCAAAGCACAUAAUCCCUUAUAUCCCUAGUGAUAUACGUCUGAUAAGGUAUAUCGACCAGCAUGCUGAUAGUUCUGUAUCGACAUCUUCAUCAUCGCUGGAUUUGCAAAGUUGUAGAUUCUGUCAUUCUCGAUUCAGUUUCAACUUGCAACAAAAUCGACCUCUGGGAGAGCACUAG
Messenger RNA from Necator americanus (New World hookworm), 1767 nucleotides. RefSeq lists its product as uncharacterized. Gene Ontology annotation, cellular component: plasma membrane. The record is from RefSeq and is a predicted model, not a curated record. Gene Ontology annotation, molecular function: outward rectifier potassium channel activity; potassium ion leak channel activity. The transcript is spliced from 16 exons. Bases 1 to 1767 code for a protein of 588 amino acids. NCBI's taxonomy places the organism in Eukaryota, Metazoa, Nematoda, Chromadorea, Rhabditida, Ancylostomatidae. Gene Ontology annotation, biological process: potassium ion transmembrane transport; stabilization of membrane potential.